Oryctolagus cuniculus (rabbit) is the source of this 3389-nucleotide messenger RNA. RefSeq lists its product as uncharacterized. NCBI's taxonomy places the organism in Eukaryota, Metazoa, Chordata, Mammalia, Lagomorpha, Leporidae. The record is from RefSeq and is a predicted model, not a curated record.
UGUGUUCUUGCCACAUCCUGGCUGUUCCUCAGCGAGGAUCAUGGGCAGAUCGACCGACUCCUUUUAGCGUAGUCUGUCUAGACUUGCUAUCAGAGUAAGAUGUCUGGUUUUGGCGAUGGUACUGGCCCAAAGAAUGAGAAGCAGGUCAGCCGUGGUGGCCUUGGAGCCCCUUGGGAACCUGGACUAGCCUUGGAUUUGGGGCCAACGGGAAAUGAUGAGGGCCGAAGUCAAGGCCCAGACCAGGCAGAGGGCUGUCUCUCAAGCCUGCAGGCCAUCCCGUGGCAACUAGAGUUGGACUCUGGGUCAGAGCCAGAGCUGGAAGUGAUCCAGGCGGGAGUGGCCGGGCUUUGGGGCAAUGAGGAUCGGCCUAGCACUCCUGCCCCUAACAGGAAGGGUGCUGUAGCAUCCAUGUCCCGGUUCACUGAGGGGUGUGCAGACAUUGUGCAGCCACUGAGCCACACAGGUUUCCAGGCCAUGCGCAGAUUCCAGAGCAUAGAAAGCCGCGCCACCCAAGCGGCCGCCAUUAGGGCGCACGUUGAGGCAGGACCCGGUGGUAGAGGCGCGCUGGGCUGGAGCUGUGUGGAGUCGAUGCAGGCUUGUGCUGCCCCACGGCACGUGAAUGCUCCCGGGAAAGAAGGCCGCGGCCGGCGCCAUAGUAAGAGAAGAGCUGCCAGACGUCGUUCGAGCACCAACACUGAUGACCAGCGCACCUGUGGUGAAGGCCUGGCAGGGCUGCCUCCGGACACCGAGUCCUCCGAUGAUCUUAGGGACAUGCAGCUCAGGGGGGCGGGCAUUCAUCUGAAACGGGAUAGCCAGGCCAAGUGUAGUAAUCUAGCGCAACCAGCAGAGAGCCCCAGACGCUUGAUGUUUCAUCGCAGGGAGACUUUCCCUCACAUUUCAGGCCCUGUCUUGACCUCUACUGUCUGGGGUCUCACUUGCGCCAUGGAAAGGCAGGUCCUGGGCGAGUCAAUGCCCUCUUCCUCAACUUCCUCAAAGAAAAUGCAGAAGGGAGGGGGCAGGCCUAGAUUCCCAAGGGGUGAUGCUGCUGCUACUGGUGGUGGUACAGAGGUCCUUCCUCAGGCCAGUCCUAGGAGGCAGUCGUCACAGGAGAAGAAAUCCCCAGGGAAUGCCCCUGGAGUUGUGCUGGGGACAAUCUUUUCACCAUGGGGCAAGAGACAAGCUGCAGCUCCCAUUGAUCCAGCCACUAUCCCUCCAGUGUCUGGUAUUUCACUGCUUAGGAAGUCCAGCACAUCUUCUUCGCUCCCUUGGGAACCCAAACAGUCUAAGCAGGGCUGUGCUGGGAAGAAAUCUGGGGCCAGGAGGAAGUCCCAGUCUGUGGAUGCAGGAGAGUUUGACCCAAAUAGAAGUCCAGAACAAAGGGCCUACCUUCCAGCUCGCAGGUCAGGGAGGCCUUGUUGGUAUGUACCUCAUGGAGAAUUCAGCACUGGGGACUCUGACACCCAAGAUCCACAAGUCGCAGCAAAUUUUCAGCCUUUAUCCCCAAGCCAGGGAGGUGCCACAUCUAGAGGUCCUACAAUCUCUGGUGAACAGGAGCCACCUGUCCCUCUUCAGAGACCAGAAAUGGAGCAGUUACCACCUGGAAUCGAGGGCUGUCCUCGGUGUGCCGUGCUACAGCAGGAAAUAGAAGACCUUAGAGAAGAAAUAGAAGACGCUACCACAUUGCUGAUACAGUCCUUCAUAGAGAAGUUCCAGGGGCUAUGAAGUUGAACUGAACAUCUUCUACCAGACAAGAUAUCAGUGGACCCCAGGAGCUGCGUUCCAGCUGCUUCCCUCCUCUUCCUCUUCACCAGAGCUUCUUUUUAUAAGAACGUUUUAUUGAAACACUGUGUACACAAUAAGAAAUACACAAAAUUGUAUAGAUAAAUGUGUUUUUAUUUUCUGAUUCCACUCACAAGCAACCCCCAAAUUUAUUAGAAAACAUUAGGAGUACCCCAAGAAUCUUCACUGUUCUCCCUCUACACUUUUUCUUUUAAUGUGAGAAAUUGUCAUUUACAUGGUAUGAUUCGGGGAAAAAAUAUUCAUAACUAUACCAAAGGAUAAGAUGUCAACACAAUUUUUUUUUGGUUUCUUCUGUGUAUUAACUACCACAGAUGAGAGAAAACCUAUGACAUUCUUCCUUUUGGAUCUGGUUUAUUUAGCUUAGCAUAAUCUUCAGUUGCAUCUGUUUUGUGUAUAUAUACCAUAUUUUUUCCUUUUUGUUUUUUAAAGAUUUAUGUAUUUAUUUGAAAGUCAGGGAGAGAGAAAGAGAGAGAGAGAGAGAUCCUCCAUCAGCUGGUUCACUCUCCAAACAGCCGCAAUGGCGGGGCCAAAGCCAGGAGCCAGGAGCUUUAUCCAGUCUUCCACAUGGGUGCAGAGGCUGAAGGACCUGGGUCAUCCUCCACUACUUUCCCAGGUCAUUAUCAGGGAGCUGGAUUGGAAGCGGAGCAGCCAGGACUUAAAUCGGUACCUAUAUGGGAUGAUGGCACUACAGGUGGCAGCUUUACCCACUACCAGCUCCUCUUUCUUUUUUUAAAGAUGUGUUUAUUUAUUUUGAAAGUCAGAGUUAAAGAGAGGGAAAGAGAGACAGAAUUUUCAAUCCACUAGUACACUACCCUGAUGAUUGCAAUGGUGUGGCUGAGCCAGUCGAAGCCUGGAGCCUGGAGCUUCAUCCAGAUCUCCUCUGUGGGUGGCAGGAGCCCAAACACUUGAGUCAUUAUCCACUGCUUUCCCUGUCCAUCAGCAAGGAGCUGGAUUGGAAGUGGAGCAUACGGGACAGAAACCAGGGCCCAUGUGGAAUGCCAGCAUUGCAGGUGGUGGCUUUACCCACUGUGCCACAAACCUGGCCCCCAUAUUUUCUUUAUCCAGUUAUCAGUUGAUGGACAUCUAAGUUGGUUCCAUAUCAUUGCUAUUGGGAAUGACCAUAAACAUGGAAGUGCAGGAAGCUCUUUGGUAUGCUGAUGUUACUUCAUUUGGAUAUAUUCCAAGAAAUGGGAUUGCUGGGUCAUAGGGUUGAUCUAUUUUGAGAAUUCUGAGUACUCUGCAUAGAAUCUUCCUUAAUAGUUGUUUGUUCCAGUUUUCAUUCCCAAUAAGAGUGUAUUAGGGGGGCCGGCACUGUGGUGUAACAGGUAAAGCUGACGCCUGCAGUGCUGGCAUCCCAUAUGGAGGCUGGUUUGAGUCCCGACUGCUCCACUUUCAAUCCAGCUCUCUGCUGUGGCCUGGGAAAGCAGUGGAAGAUGGCCCAAGUGCUUGGGCCCCUGCACUCACAUGGGAAACCUGAAAGAAGCUCCUGAUUCCUGUGUUUGGAUAGGCUCAGCUCCAGCCAUUGCAGCCAUUUGUGGAGUGAACCAGUGGAUAGAAGAUUUGUCUCUCUGUAUCUCCCUCUCUCCUUC